AUGAGAUUAACAAGACAUUUCUACUGUCUUUUUGUGAUCCUCAAUGCGAUUCACAUCAGUUCUUGUGCACGUCCAACUUUCAAUACACUAUUUCAAGCAUCCGAUGGUGUAAGCACGGACUCGCGCACUGGUUUACCAUUGCACACUGAUGUGGUAGAACAGAAAUUAACAGUUACGAAACAAGAUCUUCAAACGAAAUCGAGAAGUACAGCGAGCUCAUCGUCUCAUAUGGUCAUUGAUCAAUUGAAAUCUCUUGAACUGAAUGCGACAACAAAAUUAAAUCAAACUGCAUGCAUUGCACUCAAUCUCAUCGAAUCACUACAAUCUGUUAUAUGUCUUCAGUCUACAAUAAAGAUGAUUUUCGAUACGGCAGUCAACAGCGCUUAUACAUACAACCAAUGGCUUGACACGAAUGUUCAGUAUGUUAAUGGAGGAAAAGAAUGGAAUUGCACGAACUCAACAACAGGGAAACUUAUUCUAAUUAUGAAGAAAUUGAUACCAAAUACUUUCAUAUUAGCUGACAAUGAAAUAACUGUCGGCGUCACCAAUGACACAGGCAUCACACCAGUUGUUUGUUUCGAAAAACUGUCCCUUCAAAUGAUAGCUGUACAAGAAGCACCAUCAGGAAACAAACCAGCUUCGAGCACUACAACUUUUACUAGUACAAACACGGNGAACUCAACAACAGGGAAACUUAUUCUAAUUAUGAAGAAAUUGAUACCAAAUACUUUCAUAUUAGCUGACAAUGAAAUAACUGUCGGCGUCACCAAUGACACAGGCAUCACACCAGUUGUUUGUUUCGAAAAACUGUCCCUUCAAAUGAUAGCUGUACAAGAAGCACCAUCAGGAAACAAACCAGCUUCGAGCACUACAACUUUUACUAGUACAAACACGGUACAAGAAACAACCACGACGACGACUGUACCAUUGGCACAAAACUUAACAACAACAGAAAACUCGACGUCGAACGGAAGGUGGUGGUCAAUCUGUGAUUCCGAUUCGGUAUACAUCACUAGACAACCCUAUACUGAUCAGAUCUUCUAUCCAGGCCAACAAAUAGACCUGGCCUGGUCGUUAAACAGCGAUUUCGAUAAAUCUAAAGUGUUUGAAGUAAUACUGAAACGUACACGUAUAAUUGGUCUAGCUGCAGAUAUCGUGACAUGGAACAUUCCUGUUACACGAUACUCUGCACAUCUGAUUAUACCGUCAGUGCUAGAAAUAUCUACACGUGAGACUUAUUUCGUUGACUUUUUCUGGUGGAACUGUGGCAUUCCUUAUUUGCAUUCGACAAAUCACUUUCGAAUACCUACUGCACCUGUCAUUUCGAUUACUCAAGGUAAUCCAGUAUAUCAUUCGAUACACUUUCCGGGUGAUACUGUUCUCAUUCAAUGGGCAGUACAAAGAGCAAGUUUUCCAUCAGGUAUCACAGUUAAAUUGCUAUUGAAUCGCGAAAGAUUGGGACCCGAUUCAACAGUUGCAUAUGCGUGGGUAUCGCCAUCAAAAGGUUUCUACCAAUUUACUAUACCAACAAAUAUCGACGUAGCAGAUAACAAUGAUCAAUAUUAUUUCAGUCUUGAUUGGUCUCAUUGCUCAUGGAUUAAUACUUUGGUCGAUACUUAUUCAAGUGAAUCGACUCGUUUUUACGUACCUACCAGUCCAUAUUUAGUUCCUCUUUUACCAACUACAGACGAUCAGUUCUCUCCAGGUGACACCGUUAGCAUAAAAUGGAUAGCGAAAAAUUUCGACUCCAAAUCUGCUAGUAACUUUUGCAUUAAGUUAAGACAAAGUCUACCAUUAGCAAAAGAUCCGGAAUCGGUUCUAUCACAUUGUCAAAGUGUAUCGACAGGCGUAUGCAAUCAUGUCAUAACAGUUGAAACAUCCGUAUUCGGUUAUUACUAUGAAUUUGAUUGGUGCAGUUGGUAUGAUAUUUUGUCAACUUGCUCUGUUGAAGGAUCACAUUUUCAACUUCCAGUUCACAGAACUGGAGGAUGGAAUUACAAUGCACAGCAAGAUCGUGCAACUAGUCAAAUUUCCUUACUUCACGCUGGCUGUGACACAAAUAAUAACCCAACCGUUGCACGAUUGUGUAAUGAUGGUCAAGCCAUGUCUAUUGAUUUAACAUGUACUAAUUGUUAUAUGGUGUAUGAUUACAGUAUUGUACAUUUAGAUCUCAGCGCUAAUCUCGGUUCUCUCACUGAUAUGAAUAUCAAAUUUCAAUCGACUGCAACUGUUAAUCUCGAACUGCUGUUAUCAGCGAAUUAUAUUUAUCAAACUUCUGGUAACAAAUAUCUGAAUACUUUUACUUUGCUGGGAUUCACUUUCUCACUCGCUGGUAUAUCAUUCGAUUAUGGUUGUUUUCUUGACUUGGAAUUACCAUACUCGAUUGAACUAAACUCAUUAGGACGUUUAUCUACUGGUGUUAGAUAUCAAUUGAACACAGUUUUACAGUUAUAUAUUGUUGGUACAAAGAUCACACCUGUACAAUCAAUAACAUUAUCACAAUCGUAUUAUCCAGUGAAAGGCGACUUUAAAGCACGAGUUGUAGUUGAUGUCGCUCUUCAGCCACGCUUGAGAAUGUCAGCGGUGGUAUUUGAUGUGGCUAUUAGAACCGAAGGUUUUCUCCGAUUAGAAACUCUAUUUCAAUACCCACCAUUUGCUGCACUUUAUUCAAAUACGUACGAUUAUAAUAGUAACAAACCUUCGUUAUAUCAUUGGUCUUACCCGUCGGAUGCAUGCAGUACUGAGCAUCUAUCACAAUAUCAUGUUCAAUUUGGUAUACGCAAAACGUUGGUGACUUUUGAUAUCACUUUCGGCGAUAGUAUCAACUCAUUUAUUUCACAUUAUAUACCAGUACAUUACGAAACACCGUCAUUAUUUGAUACACAGGUUACAGAAUUAGUCUCAGGAUGUUUGUUUAAAACACCUNUAUAUCAUUGGUCUUACCCGUCGGAUGCAUGCAGUACUGAGCAUCUAUCACAAUAUCAUGUUCAAUUUGGUAUACGCAAAACGUUGGUGACUUUUGAUAUCACUUUCGGCGAUAGUAUCAACUCAUUUAUUUCACAUUAUAUACCAGUACAUUACGAAACACCGUCAUUAUUUGAUACACAGGUUACAGAAUUAGUCUCAGGAUGUUUGUUUAAAACACCUCAUAAUGAUUAUAUUCAACCCGCAGAGCUCUAUUUGGACAUCCCAUAUGAUUCGUCCUCUUCUCUCGGUGACUAUUUCAAAACAACAAUCAUAUUUGAUGUAGCUAAAGCUGCUCAAGUUGAUCCAACAAGAAUUAUGUACCUUUUCCUCCAAGCCUACUAUGAUGUAAUACAACAAAAGACGAUAACAUUAGUUAAAGUUUCGUUACUACCAUCAGCGACAGCAGAAGUUUCGGAUGCGACCGUAAGAAUGAUGGUAGACACUUUAGUAAACAAUCAGUUGGAUACAUCCUCGGUCUUGUACACGAGUACAAAGUUUCUAAAGUAUUUACGAAAUAAUUUGACUCAGAAGUCAAAUGUUGAACUUGGUUUGCUUACGUCAACAUCAAUAACGACGACAACAACAACAACAACAGCAUCAGAUCCAAUCGAUUUGGUCUUUUCAUCAACGACAAGUCCAGAACCAGCAAGUAAUGAAACAGCAUCGAUCCCAUCAAGCAAAUGCUCAGUACUAUCGACGAAUUCGAAAUCAUCAACACUGAACUUGUUCGCGUUUUCUAUUUUCAUUACCUUUAUAUACUAA
Adineta ricciae is the source of this 3729-nucleotide messenger RNA. The record is from the annotation of a GenBank genome assembly. NCBI's taxonomy places the organism in Eukaryota, Metazoa, Rotifera, Eurotatoria, Adinetida, Adinetidae.